Pseudovirgaria hyperparasitica is the source of this 2154-nucleotide messenger RNA. RefSeq names its product amidophosphoribosyltransferase. Gene Ontology annotation, biological process: purine nucleotide biosynthetic process; purine nucleobase biosynthetic process. The transcript has 4 exons. Gene Ontology annotation, molecular function: amidophosphoribosyltransferase activity. The record is from RefSeq and is a predicted model, not a curated record. NCBI's taxonomy places the organism in Eukaryota, Fungi, Ascomycota, Dothideomycetes, Acrospermales, Acrospermaceae. The coding region runs from base 146 to 1936 and encodes 596 amino acids. Gene Ontology annotation, cellular component: cytoplasm.
GCACAUCGCCUGUGGCUCUACAUAUUCACACCAGGCCCGGAGCACUAUCUAGCAGGAUACAUCACUAUCGUAGCCAAAGCUGACUUCUGUAUCUCAUACAGAUCCAAACAUACUUUAGUUACAGUGUUACAGCCUUGACUACACCAUGUGUGGCAUCAUUGCCGUAAUCCACGGCGACCCGGCAUCCACUUCAGCUGCCGUUGAAAUCCAUGAUGCCCUAUACCUCCUACAACACCGUGGACAAGAUGCAUGUGGCAUCGCGACAUGUGGAUCUGGAGGGCGAUUCUACCAAUGCAAAGGCAAUGGUAUGGCCUCAAGAGUCUUCCAUGACGGUGCGCGUGUCGCCGAUCUUCCGGGAUGGAUGGGCUUGGGACAUCUCCGAUAUCCCACUGCUGGUAGCAGCGCAAACUCGGAAGCCCAGCCGUUCUAUGUGAACAGUCCCUAUGGUAUCUGUUUCACACACAACGGGAAUCUGAUCAACGCUCCUGAGCUUACCCGAUUCUUGGAUCAAGAGGCCCAUCGACAUAUUAAUACAGAGAGCGAUAGUGAGCUCAUGCUCAACGUUUUUGCAAGCGAACUGAAUGAGACCGGAAAGGCUCGUAUCAACGCCAAUGAUUGUUUUGCAGCUCUUGAGAGGAUGUAUCAAAAAUGCGUCGGUGGCUGGGCUUGCACAGCAAUGCUUGCAGGUUUUGGCUUGAUUGGUUUCCGGGAUCCAUACGGCAUUCGUCCUAUGGUACUUGGCUCUAAACCCUCCGAUACUGGUCACGGGAAAGAUUACAUGAUGGCCUCUGAGUCUGUGGCAUUGGUCCAGUGUGGGUAUAAAGACUUUUUCGACAUUAAGCCCGGACAAGCUGUUAUCAUCGAAAAAGGAAAAGAGCCCGUCUUUCAUCAGGUUCACAAGCAGCUUGGAUACGCUCCCGACAUCUUUGAAUAUGUCUAUUUCGCGCGACCUGAUACGAUUAUCGAUGGUAUUGAUGUAGAUGAAAGCAGACGCAAUAUGGGCUUCAAGCUCGCAGAAACCAUCAAGAAGCAACUUGGCUCUAAGACGUUGGAAGAGAUCGACGUGGUUAUGCCAAUACCCGAAACAUCGAUCACAUCUGCGUUGUGUGUUGCUGAAGCUUUGAAUAAACCAUACUGUCAAGGUUUCGUGAAGAAUAGAUACAUCUUUAGAACCUUCAUUAUGCCUAGUCAGAAGCUGAGGCAGAAGGGUGUUAGAGCUAAGCUCAACCCUAUGAAGAAGAAAUUCGACGGCAAGAACGUGCUCCUGGUAGAUGACAGCAUCGUCCGUGGGACUACAAGUCGGGAGAUCGUGCUGAUGGCUCGUGAAGCCGGCGCCAGAAAGGUCUACUUUUCUAGCUGCGCGCCUCCUAUCACCAAUGCGCACAUAUACGGCAUCGAUCUCGCAUCUAGCUCUGAGCUGAUCGCUCAUCAUCGAUCAUCCUCGGAUAUAUCGCGCAUCAUUGGCGCUGACGAUGUCAUCUACCAGUCCCUCCCUGACCUGGUAUCCGCAUGUGCGGCACUAUCUCCUCGCGACCCUGCAACCCAGAAUUUCGAAGUCGGUGUGUUCUGUGGCAAGUACGUGACUCCAGUAGAUGAUGAGUACUUUGAGCACCUCGAACGCGUCCGAGGCGAGAGUAAGAAGAUGAAAAUCAGAGAGCAGGCGAAGGAUGCUGUUCUUCAUGGAACUGCAGGUGAGAAAGAACUUCGCAUGGCCGCAAAAGGUGUGGAGGUAGACAAACAUGGUAAUGUUGUACCUUUGCACGGUACUGAUGAGUCCUGGGUCCAAGGUCAAACAGACCAGGUCGCAGUCGGACCCACUACGACGAAAAGGUCAAAUGAGUUCCACGCUGAACGCAAGCGGAAAAACAGCGAUGAGUCAGCGAAGGUCAAGAACACGCAGGAUUUAAGCCUCCAUAACUUCAAUGACCAUCCGUGAGAGGUUCUACAGGUUUACACAGCGGACGUAUGGAGGCGAUACGGAGUUUCGGCUGCGAUACAGGUCGUUAGGAUGUUCUGUUUCGUUGUCCUUAUUGCGUAUGUGUGAUACUGCUUGGGAGGAUACUUUGCAUGAAAAGUUGUAUACUGCUUAGAGGUCCCAACAUACAGCGGACUUCACAGCCGCGCUUUAUAUAUACCCCUACCAUACUCUCAUUC